Messenger RNA from Scatophagus argus, 4865 nucleotides. It is a transcript of the gene afap1, whose product is annotated as actin filament associated protein 1. NCBI's taxonomy places the organism in Eukaryota, Metazoa, Chordata, Actinopteri, Scatophagidae. The record is from RefSeq and is a predicted model, not a curated record. Bases 284 to 2752 code for a protein of 822 amino acids. Gene Ontology annotation, molecular function: SH2 domain binding; SH3 domain binding. The transcript has 18 exons. Gene Ontology annotation, cellular component: cytosol.
UUUGGAGAGAGAGCGAGUGGAAUAGAGAGACAUUUGAAGAAGAAGAAGAGGGGAGGAGGAAGAAGGAAAAGGAAGGAGGAGGAGAAAGAUUUGCAGAAAAACUUUGAAAGGAAAAAGGGAGACGAUUCAGUCACCGGACCGGUAGGAAAGGAAUAAACGGAGACUGAAACUGAAGGCUCAAGCGGCGUAAAAUCUGUGCGUGUGGAUUUUAGUGCUACCCUGGAGCCGCUGGGCAGGCCCCUGCUCUCGAGUGUCGCUGUGCGGAUUAGAUGAGUUUGAUUUAAUGAUGAGGAGCGACCCUGUUCUGUUUACUUCCAACAGGGCGAUGGAGGAGCUAGUUUGUGAGCUUCGUCUGUUCCUGGACCUGCUGGACAGGGAGUAUCUGAGUGCCGGGGUUCGAGAGAGGAAGAUGCACCUGUCCAACAUCCUCCACAGAGUUCUUUCAGAGAAAGAGCCUUCAUUCAAGUCAGACAUCAACAGUGGUCUGCCGGCCCCGCCUCAGAUGCCCCUCCCCGAGAUCCCUCACCCCUGGCUCCCUCCAAACAGCGGCCCUCCUCCUCUGCCCAGCUCCUCUGUACCAGAAGGCUACUAUGAAGAAGCGGUUCCUUUAAGUCCUGGAAAGGCUCCUGAAUACAUCACCUCCAACUAUGACUCUGACGCCAUGAGCAGCUCCUAUGAGUCGUAUGAUGAGGAGGAGGAGGAUGGGAAGGGCCAGAAGAUGCGUCACCAGUGGCCAUCUGAGGAGGCAUCCAUGGAUCUGGUGAAGGAUGCUCGGAUCUGUGCAUUCCUGCUGCGCAAGAAGCGCUUUGGUCAGUGGACCAAACUGCUCUGUGUCAUCAAAGAUAAUAAACUGCUGUGUUACAAGUCCUCCAAAGACCACACACCCCAGAUGGAGCUGACCCUGUCAGGGUGCAGCAUCACUCACAUCCCCAAAGAUGGCAAGAAGAAGAGGCAUGAACUGAAGAUCAUCCACCAGGGGGCAGACGCCCUAGUGCUGGCUGUGCAGAGCAAAGAACAGGCUGAGGAGUGGCUCAAGGUGAUGAGAGAGGUGUGUGUUAAUGGGAGUGUGGACUUGGAUGGAGCUGGAUCUGGAUCACCAGUACACAAACCCGAACUGGAAAAGAAAGCCUCAUGUGACAGGCCGAGCUCUGACGGUGAGGUGACUCACGAGAACGGACACAGCGACUGUAAGGACCAAGGAAAAGGAAAGAAGAACUCAAAGUCAGAACAAAAGAGUGGGACAGUGGGGAAGGGAGCAGGGAAGAAAAUUACUAAAAUAAUCGGGCUGGGGAAGAAGAAGCCGUCUACAGAUGAGCAGACUUCAUCAGCAGAAGAAGAUGUACCCACAUGUGGCUACCUGAACGUGUUGUCCAAUAACCGCUGGCGGGAGCGCUGGUGCCGCCUGAAAGACAACCAGCUGCUCCUCCACAAAGACCGGGAUGAUCUGAAGAGCCACAUUGCCUCACUGCCCCUUCGAGGCUGCGAGGUCAGCCCCGGUCUUGAUCACAAACACCCGUUCGCCUUCCGACUGCUUCGCAAUGGCCAGGAGGUCGCUGUGCUGGAGGCCUCCUCCUCUGAGGUGAUGGGUCGCUGGUUGGGUGUUUUAUUGGCUGAGACGGGCUCCUCCACCGACCCAGCCACCCUGCACUACGACUACAUCGAUGUCGAGACCACUGCCAAUGUCAUACAGCUGGCCAAGCAGUCCUUCUGUUUCACCAGUAAGCGUGCUGUCUCUCCUAACCCAUACCUGGACAACCCAGUGAAUGGCUACGCCUGCCCUACUGGCAUGGCUCUGCACUACGAUGAUGUGCCAAUCAAUGGAAUGGACCCAGAGGCGCUGUACUCCAGUCCUAACACUGGGGGGCGCCAGCUGAAAGAGGAAGUUCACUAUGAGAACGCUGAACUGUAUGAGAACACGCCCUCACCUAAACUGGCUUCUGGCUGUCCUCGCAAGCCUUCCUCUUCUUCUGCUUUCUCCUCCUCCACCUCUAACAGUCGCAACAAAGGCCCUGUUUCUAAAAUCUCUUCUAAGUUCCUCACUGAUGAUGCUAAAACUAAAGGCAGUGUUCAGCUGAAGGGAAAGAAGGGAACUGCAACCAAUGGGGUGGCAUCAAAGCAGAAGACAGAGCCAAAGAACCAAUCCAAGAAAAAUGGAGUUAGUGGGACAAAUGGGACGGCUACUCUCAAACGCAACAGCUCUAGUGCAGAGCAGUGUAAGUAUGGCAAGAACCGCGUGGAGGCCGAUGCCAAGCGGCUACAGUCUAAGGACGAAGAGCUAACGAAGAAGAAGCAGGAGAUCAGGAACCAUCUGACCCAGCUAAAGAAGGAGAGGAGAGACCUGCGUACUGCUGUGGAAGCUGCUGCUGGGAAACGCUUGCACGGCUCUUUGUCGGAGCAACUGAAGAAGGUGGAGGAAGACUGCAGACAGAAGGAGGAGGAGCGGGUCAAUCUGGAACUGGAGCUGACAGAGGUCAAGGAGAGCUUGAAGAAAGCCCUGAGCGGAGGGGUCACCCUGGGCCUCACCAUCGAACCAAAAGCUGGCUCCUCUGGACUCCAGUCACCAGCAAUGUUGCGAUGGACCCAGGAGUCCUCUCCCUUCUCCAGCUGUGACACCAGUGACACGGAGUCCUGCUCCCUUCCCGUCAACAGCGCCUCGCUGCUCCGCCGGCAGCAGGCCGUCCAGAAGCCCUCACCAGUCCGGGGACAUGUCCUCAGGAAGGCCAAGGAAUGGGAACAGAAGACUGGCACAUAAAUCAGCCAACGGCUCGCAUCGGUCUCACUUUAAUGUCUUUUUUUUUUUUUUUUUUUUCUUUUGAAGAAUUUGUGUAUAUAUUUAUUUAAAACUGUUCAUACACUCUAAGACCGUGUUGAGGAGGACACAAGCGUAGCAUACACGUGAACCACACUGUCAGCAGCGCAACAUGCAGACUUAGCAACCAUUUAAAACCUUAUCGCUAUUGAACUUGCUCGGGGCAGCUUGUGAUGUCCGCGGUACCCUUUUCAAGCAACUACACUCUUUUUCUCAUCUUUCAUUCAAAUCUGUGCCAGCAGAUUGAACGCUCGGGUUCAGAAAAGUUAAACGUCAAAGCCAAGUAUUUAUUUGUAAAUGUUUAAAGGAAAUACUAGCUUCCCUUUGUUUAUUUAUGUUGAUCUAUUUAAAGUGUUUUGUAGCAUUGCGGCAUUCCACACAAUCCCAUCCCCCUCACCUUUAAUGGGUUUCAUUCGUGCGUCGGCAUCAGCAAACAAAGUGCAACUUUUAAGGCUCACAGUAAUCAAGUAGUAACAACGCAGCUCCACUCUAAGGUGUAUUUCCAGAAGCACAAUUAGUCCAAACGAUCUCUAAGAAACACAACAACUGAAAGAGAUGUUGAUGGCUCUAUGACAUGUUCAGCCUUUUUGUUCAAACUGACAAACUGUUAUGCGUGAGAGUCUAAUAUUGACGACAUUACAGUCAGGUAAUGGAUUUGAUAUGGAUAAAAUCAAAGAUUUACUCAAACGCUAAACCAUCUCUUUAACAGUAUGAAGCCACUGACUUCUGAUGUUGCCUGACAAUCUUUUCAAGAUGGCAACCAGGAUCAGAGACAGUUGGUUUUUACCCCCUCCAGAACAGUGUGGGGUCAUGAGGUGAUUUUAGCAUUGUGGCCACAUUUGGAAUUUUAAAUCAUGUGAGACCUACUUUACCAAGAACAUAUUUCCAUAAGUACAGUUAUUACAAAAGAAACAAUUUCUAUUCAAUUUCAAUUUAUUUAUAUAGCACCUUAUACAAUCAAAAUUGUCUCUAGAUGCUUUACAGAGACCUAGAGCCUGAACCCCCAAGCAAGCAGACAGUGGCAAGGAAAAACUCUCUUUUAACAGGAAGAAACCUUGAGCAGGACCCGGCUCACAAGGAAGAACCAUCCUGCUGUAAACAGCCGUAAAUUGAUACAGACGUUUUUCUUGAUCCAUUUGUUUCAAUAUAAUAUAACAAUGAAAUGCAUAUCUAUUAAUUUCAGAGCUGACAAUGUCAAACAAAAUUUACCCCCAAAAAGCAUCUUUUGUGCUGCGACACACUGUUUCUUUUUUUUCUUUUUUUUUUUCUUUAGGCUUAUUUCGUUGGAAAUAAUCCCAGAUAAAACCAUACGUAAAAUAAGAACCUGCGUGGUACCAUUUUAGAAAAUAUAUUUUGUUGGAACCUGCCUGUUAACUGACCACUAAUGGAAUAAUUGUGCCUCUUUAAAUAGCCCCCUCAGUGUGAUGAUGGAUGCUGUCAUUAGGCUGUAGCAGGACUCUAGCCAGGUGUGUGUUAGUGCUCGGUAAGCCGAGCAGGUCAGGCUGAGGUGAGGCUGCCUUAAGAUUUGGUGCUCGUUGAUGGGAAACGGCCAAUGUUAGUCCCUCAUCCAUUGUAAUAGUUCCACUGCUUAGACCUUUCUGCCGCGCUAAUGUUCCUCAGUAUACAAGGUUCCUUACUGGGAUUGCUGACAGCAGUAGCGUUAGCAUGCACCACAGCUAGAGUUUGGAGAUCAACGUUAUGUGCAGCACAUGGGCGCCACCUGCUCCUCAGUUGUGUAAAUAUUUUCUCUCCCCCUCCUGCUUUCAAAUGGAUACUGCUCAUGCCUGCAAUCUAGAUGAAUAGUCAGCAUGUUAAGCAUGAAGACGGGGCACACGGGGAGUUACUGUAUACCCACAAGUAUUUAGUUCAUUUCGAUUGGCUCAGCGUGGCUUAUAGCUGAGUAAGAUGUCUGGUGUCAGUAUACGUGAACCUGCUGUGUAUAGCUUGUUUGUUUUGCACCUUAUACAUUUUCUCCUCUGUUGUAUUCUCAGACAGUCUCCGCCUCGGUGACGGACAUGCUGUACAUAAAUUAAUAAACCUCCUUACAUCAGAACAA